Messenger RNA from Zymoseptoria tritici IPO323, 978 nucleotides. RefSeq lists its product as uncharacterized. The record is from RefSeq and is a predicted model, not a curated record. The coding region runs from base 1 to 978 and encodes 325 amino acids. NCBI's taxonomy places the organism in Eukaryota, Fungi, Ascomycota, Dothideomycetes, Mycosphaerellales, Mycosphaerellaceae. The transcript has 4 exons.
AUGGCACCAGCAUCCACCUUUGUCGGUCUGCCGGUCAUCCCGCCGAACGACACCUCUCUCAAUGCCACGUCUCCCAAGCCUCGAGGCAUCCAGAAGGUGUUCGAGGCGAGAGAGCAGCCUGAGGGAGCUGGAGCCACAGUCAGACGCUCAGUCGGCACACCGAGACUUCGGCAUCUCUCGCCCUUCUUGAUGAUGGACCAUGCGAGCGUCGGACCAGGUGCCGGCUUCACAGACCAUCCACAUAGAGGAAUGGAGACAAUCACCCUCGUCCUUCGCGGGUCUAUCGAUCAUGAAGACUUCAGCGGCAAUAAAGGCGCCAUUGAAGUCGGCGACUUGCAGUUCAUGACUGCUGGCCGGGGCAUAGUGCACGCAGAGAUGCCUCGCGACAAAGGCGACGGCACGGAUAGCGUUGCCAUCCAAAUCUGGGUCGAUCUACCGAAGCAGUUGAAGGACUGCGAGCCGAGAUAUCGGGAUCUCAGAGCGAGCGAAAUUCCAGUUGCCAAGUCUGAGGAUGGAAAGACUACCGUCAAAGUCAUCAGCGGACGAAGCUAUGGCGUCGACAGCGUUCAGGAGCUUGCCUACACUCCCGUCUGGCUUCUAGACGUCGAGAUUCAGCCCGGUGGACGAUUCGUGCAGUCUCUGCCGGCAGGAUGGAACGCCUACGCCUACACUAUCGAGGGCAGCACAACAUGGAAUACCGGAGCCACGAAACAGGAAGUCCCUCAGCACCAUAUAUCCGUCUUCGAGCAGCAGGGCGAUCAAGUUGUGGCAGAGGUUCCGGCUGAUGCGAAAGAGACCGCUAGAAUCAUCGUCGCAGCUGGCAUGCCUCUGGAGCAGAACAUUGUUCAGCACGGACCGUUCGUUAUGACGACUCCCUUUGAGAUCAGGCAGGCGUUUAUGGACUUCUCGACGCAUAGCAAUGGAUUUGAAAGAGCGGACGGAUGGCAGAGUGAGAUUGCUAAGCCGCUUAUGGGAUAG